Prunus dulcis (almond) is the source of this 610-nucleotide messenger RNA. RefSeq lists its product as uncharacterized. The transcript is spliced from 3 exons. NCBI's taxonomy places the organism in Eukaryota, Viridiplantae, Streptophyta, Magnoliopsida, Rosales, Rosaceae. The coding region runs from base 76 to 498 and encodes 140 amino acids. The record is from RefSeq and is a predicted model, not a curated record.
UCAUUGAAGGGUUGAUGACAGAGCUUCGCCAGGACUUGUACUUGCUUUGUUUUGUCUCUGUUCAAGAAGCCUCUAAUGAUUGUGCAGCAGAGUUUUGGUCAUUUAUUUCUUUUUGAAUUUGCAAUAGUCAUGUUAAUUGUAUCAAGGUUUCUUCUUUCUGUUGUUUAUUGUGUGCUAUUCAUAGUUUUAUACCAAUUAUCGCACAUCAUUGGUCAUGAAUCUUUGCAACCUUUGAGUUGGAUUUUUCUGAUUACAUCAAGUGCUUAUUCAGAAAAUGGCAAUUGUCCUUUACACAAAGAGUCCGACUGGAAAGAAGCUGGAUAUCAUGACAGGCCAAUUUUUUGGUGUUACACUCCAAAUAACACGGUGCUUCCAGUUUUUGAUUGUGUACUGACAUUGAGAGGGACAAGGGAUUCUUUUGGCAGAGGAGUUGAAGGGUUAGAAGCAGUUAGGUGCACAAAUGGCAAGGAAGGUGCACAUCACCGCAUUGGUUACUGAAAAGGAGUAUGGAUACAUGUGAAAAAACAAAUAAAGGAAAUUUGUACUGGAUAAUUUGUCUUUGUGCCAAAAUCAUGAGUUGCUUAGGUGAAAUACAAAUCUGUUUUUAUUA